UACCGUGACUAACGCAACAUCGAAACCAAAAAUCGAGAAAAACUGAACGACAUAGGGAGCAUAGAGAGAGAGGUGGCUUAGUGGCACCGUUCGAAGAUGCAGCUACCGCGCAUGCAUGAAAAUCUAGAUGUCCCGUAUGGGAACCCAGGCGACGGUCGCGCGUAGACCGGCCGCAAUGAUUAGUAAAAUGAGAUGCUCUCCAUCAAGCUGAAUGAAAAUCGCUUUGUCGUCGAAGACGUCUCUUUACUGAACUCAGAAGUAGUUAACAGUUAUGCUCCCGAUCAUAGCAGUCGUGAUAAAAGACACCAUUGGUUUGCUCGUGAGCAAAGGAAGAGACUGGGUAGUAGAAAAACUGAAAGAUGGCGAUGUAACAGAUAAAAAAUUCCGUUCUUUGCUCAUUCGGGAAAUAGACAACAUCUCGUCGAAGUUAGAUGCACUUGCAAGGCAGCAUCUGUUAACAAGCAUCAGCUUCUUCAAACAAGGAUUGGUGUAUCUUUUUACCUUGCUGGACGAGGGAAGAGUUCUCCGUCUGAACGGGAUCGCUCUCACAAGUCCAGGAACAUGUUCAGCUGCGCGCUUUCGAUCAGAAACUACUGUAGAUACAGCUUCCGCUAUUGUCGACAGUCUGAAAAAGAUGCAGCUCGCUGGCUUGAGUGAUUCACACAAAAGGGCGCUUAUCGACGCCAAGGAAGCAUUCAAAACAGCUUGUCUGGAAGCAACAAAAGCCUUCAACAACGAAGCUUUGAGUACCACUGAUCGUAUCAGAGCCAUGGCUAUUCGUGCUGCGGCCAAAAUUCUGGAGAAGGUAGAUUAUCCUGAAGACGCAAUAACCGCAUGCUUGUUGUAUCUAGAGGAGCUGAACUCAAUGCCGGCCGUUCAGGGAAGUUUUAAGAUUGAGGUAGAAAAGAGCUUCAUGGCUUAUUUCAACCAAGCUGAGCGCAGAGGUAUCAUAUGCAGUGUCUGCAAGAUAAAUCGUAUUAUCUACGAUUUCACGCAAACAGUGGACAAAGGGAUACCCUUGUUGUUGUGGCCCACAGUUGAUACCGGAAAUAACAAAUUUGAUCCACUGCGUGACGUGAGAGUGACUGAGAUAACUCACGAGCAGGGCACGGAACACUGUUCCGUUUCACCGCAGUCAUUUAGUCAGAGAGAAGGAGAGGAAAACAGCUUGAAAUUACCGAGUUGUAUCGCUGCAAACUUAAGCGGCAAAUUUAUCUUUGGAGACAACUGGGACAAAACUGUAAAGAUGUUUGACAACAGAGGCAAGUUUAUCAAUCUUUUUAGUCUACCUGUCGACUCAUUCAGCGCGAAGUUACCAGUCCGUGACUUGGCCACCGACUCGAAUGGGAAUAUUUAUGUGCUUCUCCAAGAGAAAACACCCGAGACAGAGAGACAGAUAGAGAAAUUUGAAAUUUACGUCUUCACUGAAAAUGCUGAAUUCCAUCACAAGUUAUCUCUCAGAGAAGGAUUCUGGACAAAAAUGAUUGUCAACGACAAGAGCAAAGUAGUGUUACUCGAAGAGAUCAGUAGAAUCGAAGAUUUAAUUCAUGUGUACGAGAACGAUGGACAGUUUUUUCGAAGUUUCGGAAAGGGAAUAUUGAAAAUAGUUUUGGAUAUCACUGCUAUGAAUGAUGGUCAUGUUAUGGUUCUGGCUUUGGAAGAUUGGAGCGCUAACUACGCUUAUGUUCAUAUAUUCAGUGAACACGGCCACCAUCUUAACGUGUUUAAACUCAGAAAUUAUGAUUUUACUCGCUUUACGUUUUAUUUGGCCAGUAAUCUUAUCGUCGUUGCCGGAAAUAACAGAAUGGAAAAAGUCCUCCAUGUCGACAUUUACUCUAAAGAUGGAGAGUUUGUGCGCUGUACACAGCUUGAUGGACAAAUUUCUGAUUUCCACUUAAAAGAGAUCGGAGUGAGCAAAGAAGGACACAUAGCUUUACUAAGUUACUCAGCGCGACACCUCAACAUGUGGAAGGUUCUUACUGUUUGAAAAUAGGAUACAGGGUACGAUAUUGUCGUGUGUUCUCAAAUGGUGAUAUAAAAGAGUAAUUGUCAAACUUCUAAAAGUGGGUUCAUGUACUGUUUUGGCCACAGUAAUAGGACCUUAAGCAAACCAAGACGGCGAUGGCAACAAAAGAUCUAAAGGGCAGAACAAUAGCUCAGCACGUUCGUUUUAAAACUUUGUACACUUUUUAACCAUCCUCUGCAAAACAAUGACGUGAAAUCACCAAAAUUUGCGUGGUCUGAGAGCGGAAAGCACGACCGAAAAAAACUUUAAGUUUCCAUUUGGAACUCAACGCUGCUCACCUACGUUAUGUUAAGUUGAAGUGAAAUGCCGUAAGAGACGGUAGAAACAUCCAAACAUUUGCGAAAUUCAGUCUAACUAAAAUUAGCAAUCAAAUUUUAAUCGCAGUAAAUGGCUUGAACCCGGGGGUAACAUGUGAAGGUGUAGUCUGAU
This is a messenger RNA of Stylophora pistillata, 2455 nucleotides long. RefSeq lists its product as uncharacterized. The record is from RefSeq and is a predicted model, not a curated record. NCBI's taxonomy places the organism in Eukaryota, Metazoa, Cnidaria, Anthozoa, Scleractinia, Pocilloporidae.